This is a messenger RNA of Perca fluviatilis (European perch), 3556 nucleotides long. RefSeq names its product hyperpolarization activated cyclic nucleotide-gated potassium channel 3 (gene hcn3). The transcript is spliced from 7 exons. Gene Ontology annotation, molecular function: voltage-gated potassium channel activity. Bases 494 to 2413 code for a protein of 639 amino acids. Gene Ontology annotation, cellular component: membrane. Lineage: Eukaryota; Metazoa; Chordata; Actinopteri; Perciformes; Percidae. The record is from RefSeq and is a predicted model, not a curated record. Gene Ontology annotation, biological process: potassium ion transport; transmembrane transport.
ACAAGCCGAUUAUUGACGGCUACUGAGCCCUCUCUGUCAAUUUGCGUUCGUCCUCGCAUGGUCAAACACAGGCGGACACAAUACAUCUGAUACUGAAGUUUUUAUUUGUGCUGGGCGGAGACUACUACUUUUUUUUUAAUGACGCUGCAACUUUUUAUGGAUUUAUAUUGAUAGAUAUAUAUAUCGUGUGUGGAAAGCUAUUUUUUAUAAAAAAUAUUUUGAGACUUGCAAUUUGUGUAUUUGGUGCAUUUGGUAGACUACACUGCAGAGAGCUUAAAGUGGCAUCUUGGAAGCUGCAUGGUGUUUUAUUUUUACAUCCUGCUUAAAAGAAGUUCACACUUAAAGAAUGCAUCAAAUGAAAAUGGUAGCUGCAGUGAACUUUUAGAACUAGUAGUAACUAUUAGUAAGUGAACUUUACGAUCAGGCAACAAGCCAAAUCACAGGGACAACAGUGCCAUUUUGCUUUGAGCAGUUUGAAGCGCAAGGUAUAAAAAUGAAUAGCCUAUCCAGGAGUACAGAUGACCACAGAGACAUCGGCCACAGCCCAGCUCACAAACCGGAGACAUCCAGGUACCGUAGCUGGAGCAGCUUCCGCUUCUCGAGAUGGAGAAGUGGUUCCCAGAGGACCAGCCCCCCUGGUACACCCUCCCCAAAGGUAGAGAAGAAGGCUGAUGUGAGCAAGGCGCUCUUCUCCUUGGUUCAGACUCACAAUGACGACUACACAGCGGAUCCAGAUGGCCAGCUGGACACCGACAAGGAGGAUGAAGAAUGCAGCGAUGACACAGGACCCUCACAGGACCAGUCCACCUACUUCCAGAAGCAGUUUGGGUCCAUGCUGCAGCCCGGGGUCAACAAGUUCUCCCUGCGCAUGUUUGGCAGCCAUAAAGGUGUUGCUGCGGAGCAGGCCCGGGUCAAGAGCUUUGGAGUGUGGAUCAUCCACCCGUACAGUGACUUCAGGUUUUCCUGGGACAUCGUGAUGCUCCUAUUGAUGAUGAGCAAUCUGGUCAUUUUGCCCUGGGGAAUCACCUUCUUUGAAGACCAGAACACCCUGCCUUGGAUCACCUUCAACGUCCUGUCCGACACUCUCUUCCUCAUGGACCUGGUUUUCAAUUUCCGUACGGGCAUCCCGGGAGAGGACAGCCACAUCACCCUGGACCCCAAAGAGAUCCGCAUGCAGUACCUCCGCACCUGGUUCCUGGUGGACUUCAUCUCUUCCAUCCCUGUUGACUACAUCUUCCUCAUCGUUGACCUGGAGUCCCUGCACGACUCGUCUGACGUGUACCGCACCGCCCGCGCCCUCCGCAUCGUGCGCUUCACCAAAAUCCUCAGUCUGCUGCGUCUUCUCAGACUGUCUCGCCUCAUUCGCUACAUUCACCAGUGGGAGGAGAUUUUCCACAUGACUUAUGACCUGGCCAGCGCUGCGGUGCGCAUAGUCAACUUGAUUGGCAUGAUGCUGCUGUUGUGCCACUGGGAUGGCUGCCUGACCUUCAUGGUGCCUAUGCUGCAAGACUUCCCCCCAGACUGCUGGGUAUCCAAAAAUAACAUGGUGAAUUCAACAUGGCACCUUCAGUACUCCUACUCCCUGUUUAUGGCCAUGAGUCACAUGCUGUGUAUAGGAUAUGGAGCCCACCCUCCAGAAGGCAUGACUGACGUUUGGCUUACUAUGAUCAGUAUGGUCGUGGGGGCCACCUGCUACGCCAUGUUCCUUGGUCAUGCAACUACCCUUGUCCAGUCCUUGGAUGCAUCACAUCGCCAGUAUCAGGAGAAGUAUAAGCAAGUGGAGCAGUACAUGUCGUUCCAUAAACUGCCGGCGGAUGUAAGACAGAGGAUCCAUGAUUAUUACGAGCAGCGAUUCCAAGGCAAGAUGUUCGAUGAGGACAGCAUCCUGGGAGAGCUCAGCGAUCCGCUGAAGGAGGAGAUUGUCAGCUAUAACUGCCGUGGGCUUGUAGCCAACAUGCCACUGUUUGCCAACACCGACCCUCAUUUUGUGACAGUGAUCCUGACCAAGCUGCGUUUCGAAGUCUUCCAACCUGCAGACUUGAUUAUACGAGAAGGAACGCUGGGUCGGAAAAUGUACUUCAUCCAGCACGGCACCGUCACUGUCAUCCCACGUGGAAGUAGGGAGGUUACGCUCAACGAUGGAGCAUAUUUUGGAGAGAUCUGCCUGCUAACCCAAGGACGACGCACAGCCAGCGUGAGGGCUGACACCUACUGUCGCCUUUACUCCCUAAGUGUGGACAGUUUCAACGAGGUCCUGGAGGAGCAUCCUCUGAUGAGGAGGGCGUUUGAGUGUGUGGCCGUGGGCCGACUAGGCCGGGUGACUCGCAGACCCAGUUCUGAUCCUCCCCCAGAUGAGAGACUUCCUCAGCAGCAACAGAAAGAGACUCCUGUCAGAAAUGUGGAGGAUACUUGACAUACUAGACUGAACUUGACCACAUAACAAAGCAAACAUAAAUAUAAACAUAAACAUAAGAAACCUUCAAUGUAAAUUUGACGGAUUGCUGCUUACUCUAGUGCUCAGUGAUGAACAACCUGAUGGAGACCAUCAGUUGUAUUUAUUAUCACAUUAUUGCUGCACUUGGUUGAAAAUAUUGCAACUUCAGUUGAUUUUAUUUUGUUACUUGUACGCUUUACAUGUUAGAUCCAUUGUGUAAGUUACAAGUCAAUGAGAAAAUAAUCACUAUUUUCUUGUUUCUUCAGCAACUUAUAUUUUUUGUGUUUUUUUACUAAGGCAACAAUAGCUUUACCAAAUGUAAAUACUGCUUUAAGAAUAAUUUUUUGUUGCCUGUAUGCUUUCGGAAACUGCAGUUUUAUUCUCCAUUACAUCAUUCAUUCGAGUGCGGGAGCACCAGCUGGAUGUAGCGCUGAGUCUAAUGAUCCCUCAGGUCCAUAGGUUGCAUCAAGUCACAGUUUAAUACCGAUGUUCACUGAGGAUAAGCUGCUGUGAUGUAAUACCUCUUAAGUGUACAGAGACAGAUUGCACACAGUUAUACAUCACUGUUUAAAUUGCCCCAUUUCAUGGUACUCAUACUUGUAGAGGUAAUCUGCCUUUGCAUCGCUACAAUUAAAUAUCCAAUAUUAUAAACUGUGAUUUGUUUCCGCACAUGGACCCAAUUUACUCACUUUCCUUAACACUUUAAUCGGUUAUUUAAUUUUAUGCUGGCAAUUAAUUUGCUAAAUAUAUGUUUAUGAAUUCAGUAGGUUCAUUUGCAGAUGAUAAUGAUGAAGUCUGUCAUAUUUAUUUAAUAUUAAUGCAAAAAACAAAACAAAAAUUGCCAGACAAAACAAACAUCUUUUGUAUGUGUGCUGCUAUUACUGUGUUGAUUCAUACAGUGUAUUUUUGUUGUUGGUAAAUUGAAUGCAAAGGGGAAAAAAUGGUUAUGGAAUCUUUCCAUUUUACAGUAAUACAAAGUAAAAAAAAAAUGAAUUUGUUCAGUUUUAACCACAAUGCUUAUCCUAUCCUUUUUAUUAUUUAAACUUUCUGCUGAAUGAUCCUCAUACUGAUUAUGUCAUGUAAAUAUAAAUAAUUCUACCCUUUAAACAUGUAUAUAAAAAA